CAUCUACCUGCUGCCCACUCCUCUCCCACGUCGUGAUUGGCCGUCUUGGCAGAAAUCCUCUUGAAUGAUUUCAAACCGGAGUGUGUGGACACGCAGGAGGAGGAGGAGGGGGUCUACCGCUAAUUCCGAGCUGGCAGAGUGGAAGGGCUCAAAUCCUCCGUCCGCCAACACACCACCUCAGCAAAGCGGCUUAUCCGAGGAGCAUUGUUGACGGUAAAACGCGUUCAGGAGUGCACCGCCGGUAAAAACAAAAGUGGGCUUUUAGAGGUGUCGUGUUUACGCGAAUUAUCGCCUUUUAAGUCAAAUUUGCCUUUAGUUAAUAUUAAAAUACCAAUUUGUUGCGUUUUCUGUUUACCUUCCUUUGAAUGGAGCGAUGUCCAGCGGAGACGGCGCACAUUGCGAUGGGACGCGGUAUGUUGUGCUGACAGGACUCGGCUCCGGGGACCAGGACCUGAUUGAAAAUAACUGGUAAUCGAUUAAAAACCAUGUGUUGUCGUUUAUGACGGAAUGUGAGUAUCAGCAGAUUCAUAAAGGAUUUUCCUUUAAAAGAUUAGUGAGGGCAUUCAGUUCAUGCACGGGUUGCCAUAGCAUCACAUUAAUAUUUUCCUUUUCAUGAUCCUGCUGAAGAGGAGGGCAUAACGAUUUUUUCACAUUUUGGACAAUGUAUUCCUUUUUUAACACAAUUCCGCAACUGAGGCUUGGUUAAAUGACUUUUGACAGUUAAUUUCAAGUCACCGUUUAAACGAACUGAGACUCACAGCCAAGACAGCCAUGGCUAAAAAUCCGUCCGAGGGACCGAAGGAUGAACUGAGCCGGCUGACGGACGAGGAUCUGCUGCGGUGCAGCAAAGAGGAGUUGGUCCGGAGAUUAAGGAGGGCUGACAGCGAGAAAAUGAACUUGAUGAUCGACCAUGGCAACAUGAUGAAAGACAUCAAUCGGCGGCUGCAGGUGCACCUGCACGAAAUCCGGAGUCUGAAGGAGAUCAACCAGAAGCUGCAGGACGACAACCAUGAGCUCCGGGAGCUCUGCUGCUUCCUGGACGAUGACCGGCAGAAGGGCAAGAAGCUGUCCCGAGAGUGGCAGCGCUUUGGCCGGUACACUGCCAGUGCCAUGUGGAAGGAGGUGGGUACCUACAUGAUGAAGCUGAAGGAGCUAGAGGCCAACCAGGACACCGUGCUGAGGGAGAACUCUGAGCUGAAGGAGAUCAUCCUCAUGCUGGAUGAGGAGAGGAACGGAGCAGGGUCCAGGAGCUCCAUAGACAGUCAGUCCAGUUUAACCAACCUGAACGGUGGCACCGGCACCAUCAGGGAUGUUGGAGACGGGAGUAGCACGUCCAGCACUGGUAGUGCUGGUAGCCCCGACCACCACAAUCACAACCACAUACACAAGCCCACCUCAGAGAACAGUAAGAUAGGCCCCACCAUGAGGAGGUCCAUGGAUGACCUGUCAGCACCGCACCAUCACAGGAGCAUCCCCAAUGGACUUAAUGAUUCCUCCUCCAGCUACAUCAGGCAGCUGGAGACUAAAGUGCGGAUCCUGGAGGACGAUAACAGCAAGCUUCUCUCACAGGCUUAUAGCCGGUAUAGUUUAUCACAGAUACAGACGAAAAAGCAGUGUAACCCAGGUGACCUUCGGGCCCUGAGGAAGGGAAUGACCCUCUACCACUCAGAGUCCCAGCUGUCCUCCCUGCCCCAGCGCCAGGAAGCCAUGCACAUGGGUACUGGCCGUCUCCCAACCAGCGAGUCCUCUCCUGCCACAGGCUACCUGUCCUGCGUCCAGAAGCCUGAGGCUGUGGUGCAUGCCAUGAAGGUGCUGGAGGUCCACGAGAACUUGGACAAGCAGGUUCCUGAGGACUAUGAGGACGAUCUCAGUGAGAAAGAGAAGGCCAUUGUACGAGAGAUGUGCAACGUGGUGUGGAGAAAGCUGGGUGAUGCAGCAGGAUCAAAGCUGUCCGUCAGACAGCACCUCUCUGGGAACCAGUUCAAAGGGCCGCUGUAGCAUGGCAACUAGAGAGAGAGAGAGAGAUCAGGAUUUACAGUACCUACACUCACCUGAAAACACCUCUUACUACCUGCGCCUACACAACCCAUAAUGCCAUGCUCCCUACUGCCUACAGCACCCAGCAUUCCUUCAACACUCUCUUAAGACUGGCUAAGAUAGCUACUAAAUGGACCUGGUAGUCUGUUAUUCACAUGUACAAACAUGUUUUUAUCUCAGAGCUUAUGAAGCGUUGACAACUGGCAGCUAGUUUCACUGAUUCGCCACUUUUCUUCGUUGAUUUGGAGGAUUCCAGCUACACAUUUAUCUCUCUCUGUAAAAGCUAUAAACACACACCACUUUUAGUCCUUUAGAGCAUAGCUGUGCUACACUAAGCUAGCGAUAUGACAUGGUUUCAAGCACAGACCUGAUGAGGCCGCAGGAGCAGAAAUCUCUUCCCAUGUUGCGGGGAUGUAAAGGCAACAUCGUGGCGGUAUCUUCAGAUAAGUUUUGAUAGUACUUCCUGUAGAGACCCUAGCUCAUGUCAUAUGUAUUGCCCCCUAGUGGUCAACGAGUAUAACUAGCAUUAGCAUUCUAAAGUGUUAACUAAUGUGAAACCCACUGUGACCUAGCGCCUUUUGCUCAUAAGACAAGUCUAUGGAUUAUAAAGUCUAGAGAUCACUGUUAACUUGUGUAUAUUAUGUAUAAAACCAUAGCACUACUUCAUUGUUAUUGCUGAUUUUACUUUUAUCUAUAUUUUGUAUUCUAGCGUGGCCAUGUGAUCAAUUAUUUCGUUUGAAAAGCACACACAACUGGACCUUUUAAACAGGGUUUGCUUUUGGAAAAAAAAAUGUAAUCUUGUUUUUGUUUGUUUUUUAUUCUUUUCCAUAUUAAUUGAUAUUAUUCCUUCUCUCUGUAACCUCUGAAAAUGUAUCAAGGCCAUUCUGAAUCAAACCAUCUCCACAGGCUAAUGGAUAGAUAAUUUUCUUACAUUGUAAACCUAACUACAAUUGUAUGCUGUGUGCAUGCUAGACAAUCAUUUUCUCAGGUUGGGAGGGCUCCAGCUUUACCUUUGCCCAUCUGGUGACAGCGUGUGUGUGUGUUGGCGUGCAUGUGUGUGUGGAAGGAGACUGAAUGGUUCUCUUGCAGCUGUAGCAUCUGCCUGUGAAUCCUCUUUUUCUCUAUUGAACCCUGGUUACAACUCGGUUGAAGACUUCUGAAGGCAUUUGCUGAAUCCAUAAUUAGUAAACAAAUACUAAACCCUAAAGUUCAGUUUGGAUGGCAUUUUUGGAUUGCUCCUAUUUCCUUGUUUAUCAUUUUAUAUCUGAAUAGAUGAAAAAAGUAACUUUUCUUAAGCUCAGCCCUUUUCUGUUGUCAUGGAUUCAGCAGGUGUGUUCAUGUAGCGCAUGUUUCUUAAAGUUGAAUCUUUUUUUCUUAGAAUAUGAGAGAUACCGUAAGUCUUCCCUUAGAUGUCUCCUGAAAACACUUAACAUUUAAAAACGAGUAUUUCUUGAUGUCAGAAUGAACAAACACUGUUUGUCAAAGUAUUUAUUGCCAGGUGUCACAUAGAGAUGGGAGCGCUAUCAGUAACUGAAUAGUCAUAUUUUAAAUUUAUCAGAUUUGUCAAAGUUAUUUGAUAGAUAAGUUUAAUGACUGACAGAUCAGGCUCUCCCAUCUCUAGUGUUAUUUGUUCCAAAUUAGAACAUUUCUGAGGCUGCCCGCCAUGCACCUCUGUUCUCUCAAAUAAUGGGUCAAAAAUAAAUCAAAAUAUGUUUUGUUUUUUUUAAAGUGUCCUUUUUUCUAGGAACUGAUUUGAAGCCAUGAUACAAUUUUGAAUACUUUAUAUAUGGCAUUUGAUUUGAAAUGUGCCACAUUUUUUCUGCAUGGUGUUUUGAUUUGGAACCCAACUGUCUUUUUUAAAAACAUCUAGAGUUUCUUUUUUCUGCCUAUACACUUAAACCACAGUACAGAAUCCUAGAAUCUACAGCGUAAAUGUCAAUUCCUGUAGUAACUAGCAUGGCUGUAAAUUCUUUUCAUGAAUUUCACGAUGAAUAUUUGGCAGGUGAAAAGAAAACUGAACUAGGCCACUUUUAGAAAACUUUGGGAGAAAAUAAACAAAGUUGGUUAAUGAUA
Molecule: messenger RNA, 4110 nt
Organism: Siniperca chuatsi (mandarin fish)
Lineage: Eukaryota; Metazoa; Chordata; Actinopteri; Centrarchiformes; Sinipercidae
Gene: ccdc85cb
Product: coiled-coil domain containing 85C, b
Exons: 7
Coding region: 772-1998 (408 amino acids)
Cellular component (GO): apical junction complex
Source: RefSeq, a predicted model, not a curated record